AUGGGCCGCGCUCUGCAGGCAAGGGACCUAGAAAGUGAGGUCCCCCGAGCGAGUUCACCCGGAGCCGAAUGCGAGACUAUCCAGGCCCACGCCUACCACUGCCAACAACACCCCCAGCAGCAGCAGCAACUUCACCAACGCCAGCAGUACCAGCGGCACGAGCAGCAUCAUUCAGACGAGAACCAACACCAUCACAGUUACCAAGACCUCCGUAAUAUUCUGCGUCCGAGUGGCCAUCAUGAUGCCCCACAAGAGGAGUGGCACGUGUCGAUUAAGAAUGAAACGCACGCGGGUGCUGCACGUCCAUCGCACUGCCAGUUGGUCUGGCAGACGCUCCACGCGAAUCUUGAGCUGCAGCAGCUGCAGCACCACGGACUCGCGGCGAGCGAGAGUCGUGGCUUCCCGUCACCCUUCCCGAGGCACGGCCGCCACCCUCCCUCCCCCGACAUCUGUGCGCUCGGUAACCUCAACGUGAACACGUCUGGCGCGGCGCUCAUGCCACCCUCCUCUCCUCAACUGGACCUCUUUGGUGAAGUGACGGUGGCGAGUCUGAGGCUCGAGCCAGGACAGAAUCAGAGCCGUGUUCAGGAGAUCACCCUGAAACAGGAGCCACGAAACUACAGGCGGUGCAAGCUGUUGUUGAAACGCGAGCACGGAGCACGCUCGCGGAAACGACUCGCAGCGCACGUCUGUGAGUUCCCCGCGUGCGGGAAGACCUACAGCAAGAGCUCGCACCUCAAGGCACACCUGAGGACCCACACAGGCGAGAAGCCAUACGGGUGCGACUGGCCGGGCUGCGGGUGGCGGUUCGCGCGCUCGGACGAGCUCACGCGCCACUACCGCAAGCACACGGGCGCGCGGCCCUUCCCGUGCGCGCUAUGCGAGCGCGCCUUCUCGCGAUCCGACCACCUCGCCCUGCACAUGAAGCGCCAUGCGUGA
Messenger RNA from Lethenteron reissneri (Far Eastern brook lamprey), 939 nucleotides. RefSeq names its product Krueppel-like factor 2. The record is from RefSeq and is a predicted model, not a curated record. Gene Ontology annotation, molecular function: RNA polymerase II cis-regulatory region sequence-specific DNA binding; DNA-binding transcription factor activity, RNA polymerase II-specific. Gene Ontology annotation, biological process: regulation of transcription by RNA polymerase II. Lineage: Eukaryota; Metazoa; Chordata; Hyperoartia; Petromyzontiformes; Petromyzontidae.